CUGCCUUAACAAUGAGAUUGCCAUUCUUUUUUCCAACUCCAAUAUUUAUCUUUAAUUCCUUAUGAAGUGUUAAUUGACUCAUCUCUCCCGUACCUUAUUUGAUUCUAUUGAUCUUGGUCAUUUGUUCAAUAUAUAUGGUGUGGCUUCUACUUUUCAAUUACAUAGCAUCCAAAUCAAGGUUUAAGCUUUUUCUAAGAGCAAAAAAAUAAAAAUGUCCAAUCCUAUAAUUGCUCCAAGGAAAAAGAUUUCUCCUCCUAGAAAUACCUGGAGAGGUUGGUUUAGGUACUUCCAUUACGACGAAACCAAGGAUUCACCAAACGAGGCCAGAAAUGUGUUGCUAGUCGUAAUGGCCCUGAUUGCUGCGGUGACCUUCCAGUCUGGUGUUAACCCUCCUGGAGGGGUUUGGCAAGACAACGAUGGACAUCAUGCUGGAAGAGCAAUCUAUGCUUUUCAACCACAUACUUUUUAUGUUUUCUUGGUAUCAAGCACUUUGGCACUUUCCACCUUAUUACUUGUGAUUGUAUCUCUUACUUACAGGUUUCCUCUCCAUUUAGAGAUAUGGGUUGCCACCGCUUCAAUGAUUGUCACUUAUGCAUCUGCUAUUUUUGCUGUCACCCCUCGUGAGAAUGUCAAGGUUUGUUAUAUCUUAAUUAUUACUGCUUUACCGCUGAUUAUGAGAAUUUUGAUUCAAAUGUUGAGGCAGCUGAAAAGUGAGGCCAAUGAACCUGUCACAGAAGUAGACGAGGGUUAAAAUUAUAGUUCCGAGACGAGUUUGAUGUGCCAAAGGUUAUUUAUUUAGUUAGUGUCCUUCGUCUAAUCUCAUUAAUUUUUGUCUUAUUUGGCUUAUGUGUAGGGCAAGUCUAUAAUUAUUUUUUUCUAGGCUUAAUUGUAAAAGAAUACUCGACCUUUGGCAUUUUUCUCAAUUUAAUCACGUAUUUUUAAUUGUAACAAUGUAAUGCGCAACCUUAUCAAUUUUGUCAAAUUGAUACAUAAAUAAAAUUUCCGGUGAAGUUUAAUCCACGUGGCUGCCGAAGCUCUGGUAACUUAAACACGUAGAAACGGUGCAUUUUUCACAUCUUAAAUUGAAGAUCCUUGAAGAUUCAUUUGGAACUUCUGAUCUUGUAAUGCUUCAAUUGCGAGCUGGAUCAGUAGUUCGAUGGCUUCACCCUGACAUAGGAAUGCCUUCCUUAUACGAAAGAGGUGAUGAAUCAUUUGAAGGCUGAAAGGACGCAUUGGAAGAGGUAAUAAAAAUGAAGAUGGUAAUGGAGUCAAUGAUGGUUGAUAAAGUAUUGAGUUACUGUAGAAAAAUAUUGAUGACUGCAGGAAACUAUUGCAGAAAACUUGAUGACUGCAGAAAGCUUAAUUCUGAGAAGAAAAUGCUACAAGAGAGUGUCCUGAUGUGGUUUGAGAACUACUCAUUGGUAUUGGUAUUGUGAUGCCUAUGAGUUUAGCUUAACUGUUGGAUAAAUACUUGUACUGUAAUUUGAAC
This is a messenger RNA of Ricinus communis (castor bean), 1489 nucleotides long. RefSeq lists its product as uncharacterized. The record is from RefSeq and is a predicted model, not a curated record. The coding region runs from base 212 to 751 and encodes 179 amino acids. The transcript has a single exon. NCBI's taxonomy places the organism in Eukaryota, Viridiplantae, Streptophyta, Magnoliopsida, Malpighiales, Euphorbiaceae.